Messenger RNA from Cylindrotheca closterium, 987 nucleotides. The record is from the annotation of a GenBank genome assembly. NCBI's taxonomy places the organism in Eukaryota, Bacillariophyta, Bacillariophyceae, Bacillariales, Bacillariaceae.
AUGGAUUUUGUACAAGGGCCGAAAAUAGGGGCCGCAAUUCCACACCAAUCGGCCGUCACAUCCCUCAGUUAUCACGAAGAUGGAAAACACUUAUAUGCAGCAACCGACGACAAAAGGUUAUAUUUGAUUGAUGCACAUGAUAGAAGAUGCAACAAACCGGCCUAUCGAUGUGAACGAGUGGGAAUAUCGUCGGUUUCCAGCACACAUCACGACCAUUGUGUACUAUUUACAGGCACAGCGAGAGAACGUAGAAAUAUCCAUUACUGGUCGCUAUACGACAACAAGAUGCUGAGAAAGUUCCGUGGCCACACCGAUGACAUUACCAAUUUGAGUAUGAGUCCAUCGGAUGACAUGUUUCUGACGGCAUCUAAGGACAGAACGGUUCGAUUAUGGAAUGUUCAACAAGCGGGAGGACUAGCAAAGAUGGAUGCACCAGCAGAAACCGAGGGAACACCUCAUACCGUCUUUGAUAAGACUGGAAUGGUAUUUGCCGUAAUGGCCCAAAUGAGAGGGGCGCAAGGAAACUACAUUCAUUUGUACGAUGUCCGAAACUUUGGGGGCGGUGCCUUUUCCGAAAUGAAAGUGGAAGCAUCGGCCGUCCAACAAGCGAUGCAAACGCAACGAGUUACUACCAAUCCCUCAAAUCAACCGAUUACGUUCAAGACUAUGGACUUUAAUAUGAGCGGCAAUCGAAUCUUGAUUGAAGCAGAUCCCGGUCUUACCAUUGUCUUGGAUGGGUACAACGGAACCGUCCAACGCAUCUUUCAAAGCAAGGAAGGAAACCCAACCGCUGCUUGCUUUACUCCCGACGAUCAAUCAGUGCUGAUUGCCAAUGAUUCUGCAAAGGUAGAUUGUUGGAACAUUCAGUCGGGAACAGUCGUGAAGACACUGGAGGGACACAUGGGACCUGUGGGAGCAGUUGUGUGCAACCCGAAGUACUCACAGAUUGCUUCCUCCUGUACGAAUACAUGUCUCUGGAUAUGGUAG